Messenger RNA from Aspergillus oryzae RIB40, 594 nucleotides. RefSeq lists its product as uncharacterized. The transcript has 2 exons. NCBI's taxonomy places the organism in Eukaryota, Fungi, Ascomycota, Eurotiomycetes, Eurotiales, Aspergillaceae. The record is from RefSeq and is a predicted model, not a curated record. The coding region runs from base 1 to 594 and encodes 197 amino acids.
AUGCCUGGCAAGCGUGCUAAUUCGGACUCUGCGACGCAGCCCCGUCAGCCCAAGAGCCCCAAGACCGAUAAGAACAGCAGCGACGCGUCAUCGCAGCCACAGCCGCGAAGCAACCGCUGGUCAAAGCCCUGCGUUUCUGCCAACCUGGACGCCGACUAUGCUGGGUUCGUGGCGAAGGACUAUGAUCGUGCCUUUUCUGCGGUUGAGGAUGAAGACGACGAAUGGGAGACAGAGGAUAGUGCAGAUGAGGAGCCUGAGGACUCAGUAGAGGAUACCAACUCGAAACCUAAAUGUGAUGGCGGCAAAAAAUGCCUUUGCAACAAACUCCCCUCAGAUCAUCCCGAAUAUCCCUGGGUGGCCACGCGCGCGGCCGUGCGGAAGGUCUCAAACCAGCACGUUCAUGCGGAUAUACGCUGCCCGGACGUUUUCAAUAUGGAAGUAUUCAAUGACUUCACAGGCUAUGCCCUUAUAGAGGUCGCGCAAAACCUGGUCCUUGAUUUCGUAGAGGCCGAAGGCGACUGGAAAGAGCAGUGGGCGGUUUGUGAGGCUGUGGGUAUCUCCAUCAUGGGCGACAUGUUCAUGCCUUUAGCCUAG